CAAAUAAUAAGAAAGGGAAACAAUUUAACGUUUGAACAAAAAGCUCCUGCUUUAUUUAAUCUUGGCGAAAGAUUAGGAAAAAAAUGAAAUUUCGUUACAAGUCUUUUAGUGGAAAUUGAUGAAUUGUUAUUUUAGCAUUGUACUGUAUCCAUAUCAGUCUUACGUCACAGCAAUUUCGAAUUGACCGUCCGCACUUCCCCGCUGGCAUAGAAGCAAAAAUAAAAACUGGCCUCCGUAGGAAUAUAAACUUUUACUGCAACACUGCAAUUCAUUUUUUUUUAAUCUCUCGGGACGAGGUUGUGGUAAGGAUGGGUGUACCGAAAUUUUACCGAUGGAUUUCGGAGAGAUACCCUUGUUUGAGUGAAGUUGUUAAGGAACAUCAGAUUCCUGAAUUUGACAACCUGUACUUGGACAUGAAUGGCAUUAUUCAUCAGUGCUCCCACCCCAAUGAUGAAGACGUGCACUUCCGAAUCUCAGAAGAGAAAAUAUUUGCCGACAUUUUUCACUAUCUGGAAGUGCUGUUUCGUAUCAUUAAGCCGAGAAAGGUCUUCUUCAUGGCCGUGGAUGGAGUGGCUCCUCGCGCAAAAAUGAACCAACAGCGCGGAAGGCGCUUUAGGUCAGCAAAAGAAGCUGAAGAUAAAAUUAAGAAGGCCCUAGAGAAAGGAGAAGUUCUUCCUACAGAGGCUAGAUUUGACUCCAACUGCAUUACUCCAGGAACAGAAUUUAUGGCCAGACUCCAGGAGCAGCUGGAGUAUUUUGUGCAUAACAAAAUAUCCACAGAAAAAUCAUGGCAGAGGGUGCGAGUUUACCUCUCCGGUCAUGAGACCCCUGGAGAAGGAGAACACAAAAUCAUGGAAUUCAUUCGGUCAGAAAAUGCCAGGCCAGACCAUGACCCCAAUACCAGGCACUGUCUUUAUGGUUUGGAUGCUGAUCUGAUAAUGCUUGGGUUGACAAGCCAUGAACCUCACUUCUCUCUUUUGAGAGAAGAAGUUCGUUUUGGUGGUAAAAAGUCACAGAAAAGAAUAAGUACACCUGAAGAGACAACAUUUCACUUGUUGCACUUGUCCCUGAUGAGAGAGUACAUCGACUAUGAAUUUUCAGAGCUGCGGGACAAAAUAUCUUUUGAGUACAACCUUGAGCGGAUAAUUGAUGACUGGAUAUUGAUGGGUUUCUUGGUGGGCAAUGAUUUUAUACCUCAUCUACCUCACUUGCACAUCAACCAUGAUGCACUGCCUCUGCUCUAUAGAACCUACAUUAGCGUUUUGCCAAAACUAGGAGGCUACAUUAAUGAAAAUGGAAACCUAAACCUUGCCAACUUUGAGAAGUACCUUGAAAAGCUAUCUGAGUUUGACCGUGAACAUUUCAGUGAAGUUUUUGUGGAUCUGAAGUGGUUUGAGACCAAGGUGGGGAAUAAGUACCUAAACGAGGCAGCAGGUAUAGCGGCAGAAGAAGCCAAGAGUCGUGAAGGAAAGAGAAACAAGAUGCUGGAGGACUCCCUGUGUUUAGCUGCUCUGGAUGAGAAUAAAGACACUGAAGGGCUCCCUACCAAAGAUUGCGUUGAAGAGGAUGGUGAAGAUGAUGACAUGUUUGAGACAGAAUUCAGACAGUACAAAAGAACGUAUUACAUGACCAAAAUGGAAGUGGAAGUAGUUUCGGAUGAAUUCCUGGCUGGUCAGGCAGAGUGUUAUGUCAGAGCAAUACAAUGGAUCUUGCACUACUAUUACCAUGGAGUUCAGUCUUGGAGUUGGUACUAUCCUUACCACUAUGCUCCUUUCCUGUCUGAUAUCCGUAACAUCAGCAAAUUGGAAAUGCGGUUUGAGAUGGCAAAGCCUUUUAUGCCAUUUGAACAGUUGCUCGCUGUCCUUCCAGCUGCCAGUAAAGACCUGCUGCCAGAGUGCUACCGGCAUUUAAUGACAUCAGAAGGAUCUGCAAUUAUAGAAUAUUAUCCACUUGAUUUCAAAACUGACCUGAAUGGUAAACAACAAGAAUGGGAGGCCGUUGUUCUGAUUCCAUUCAUCGAUGAGAAACGUUUGCUGUCAGCAAUGGAGCCCUAUAACGCGUUCCUGACAAAAAGUGAGCAGGAGAGAAAUCGCCACAGCGAGUGUGCUGUGUACUGGUAUGACAAAGACACGGAUUUCCAAUACCCUUCACCGUUACCUGGCAAAUUUCCUGACAUCGUAAAAUGCCACGUCAGGCAUGAAUUAAUUUCCAUGGAUGCCUGGCGUGUAGAUCCCAGCUACACGCGUCGUAAAGUGGACCCUGGUGCUCUGUAUUUCUGUGGCUUCCCCACACUGAAGCACAUCAGACACAAGUUUUACAAAAAGAAGAAUGGUGUGCAAGUGUUUCAGCAGAGCAGUCGAGGGGAAAACAUGAUUCUGGAGAUCAUCCCGGAGGAUAAUGUUGAGCCCGAAUGUGCUGAUGUUGCAUCAUCGGUGCUGGACAAAUCAGUCUUUGUGAACUGGCCUCAUUUGGAAGAAGCUCGGAUUGUUGCCGUGUCAGAUGGAGAAACAAAAUUUUAUUUGGAAGAGCCCCCUGGUGUACAGAAACUUUAUUCAGGCAAAACGGUGCCACCAACAAAAGUGGUUUACUUGAGUGACAAAGAACAAAGCAUAUGGCUGAAAGAAGUACAAAGCAUUGUAGAGUUCUACAACAGAAGAAAGGGCAUCAUUAUAAAUGAGACUGCUGUGUUGCUCUACGGCCAGUUAAUGACUGGACGCAAAUAUGUUUUAGAUCAGAAAGGUGGAGUUCACCUGGAGAAACAGUGGGCCAAGCAGAUAAUUCCAUUUGCUUAUCAAACAAUUGUUCAGGAUCUUAAAACCUUCGAUUCCUCUGUCUCUUGUUUUAAAACAUUGGAAGAGCUUUUCACUCCUGGAACUACAGUAUUCAUGCUGGGAAAUCCCUACUAUGGCUCAGUGGGCGAGGUACUGGAUUCCUCCGAUGUCAUCAGUGAAGGUCGGUUCAGGGUUCUCUUCACUGUUCCCUGUGAACCUCAGCUGGAUGCCUUAAUACACAAUCAGCACAAAUACUCAGUGAAGUACAGCCCUGGCUAUGUUUUGGCUAGUCGACUCGGAAUAACCACAUACCUUGUCUCUAGGUUUUCGGGAAGUAUAUUUAUUGGAAGAGGUUCCAAACAAAACCCACAUGGAGAGCAGAAAGUCAAUGUAGGGCUCAAUCUGAAAUUCAAUAAGAAAAAUGAAGAGGUGCCGGGGUACACAAAAAAAUCUGGGAAUGAAUGGCUGUAUUCUGUUGCUGUGGAAGAACUUCUUGCAGAGUAUCUGGAAAGGUUUUCUGAGAUUUUCAGCUAUGUUUCAAGAAAUAGCCAUGAAGAUGUCUUUUAUGAAGAUGAUGUCUGGCCUGGAGAAGAUGAAAAUGGAGCUGAGAAAGUUCAGGAAAUAACAUCCUGGCUGAAGACUCAUCCAGUGAGCUCCUCUUCGCGUGCUUCCUGUGAUCUCCAGAUCCUGGACACUGCGAUUGUGGAGAAGAUUGAAGAGGAGGUGGACAAGUGCAAGCAAAAAAGGAGCACCAAGAAAGUACGAGUCACUGUGAAGCCACAUCUUUUGUACAGACCAUUGGAGCAGCAACAUGGAAUCAUUCCUGACAAAGAUGCAGAUUAUCAUCUGUUUGACCGCGUUGUCAAUGUCAGGGAGAACUUCUCUGUCCCCCUCGGACUUAGAGGAACUGUCAUUGGAAUCAAAGGAGCUGAUAGAGAAGAUGAAAUCCUGUAUGAAGUGGUCUUUGAUGAAGAAUUUGUAGGAGGCCUAACAAUAAGAUGCUCUUCAGGAAAGGGCUAUAGGCUUCCACCAAGUGCCUUAAUCAACCUGACACAUGGCAUUCGCCUGGAAUAUGGUGCUCAGAAACUGACUGCCAUUGUGAAACCCCAGCCAGCAUCUGCUUCCCACCAAAACUCCUACUUUCCUGCUUCUUCACUUAACCCUCACAAAGUGCAGAUCGGAGGCCUCAAUCACUCCCCCUGCUCUCCUUUUGUACCCACGCAGCAACUGAACGGGAGGCAGGUGUACAAUCUCAGGGCGGACAAUCAGGGGAACUGGCAUUCUCAGAAGACGUUCAAUCAGAAAAACACUCAGAAGAGCCAUGCCAAGGAGGACGAGUUCUCGAGUGUGUGGCAGUCACUGCAGGGCUCUGGAGCACCACAGAAUCCCCCCGCGCUCUGGCAGAACUCGCCCACUAAGUCAGGCUGGGGAGCAGGAUCCCAGAGCCAGGCUGCUGUGAAGGGGCAGCACAGACAAAGAGAUGAAGGCCUUCACCAGCAGGGACAGGCUAGGAGGACAAAGGAGGAAGACCGCAACCAGCGAAAUGACACACAGCAAGCCUCCAGAGCUCAGAACAAACCUGUUUCAUCUGGUGCUGGUAGAACAAAAGCAAGUAUACGAGUCUUGAAAAGGAACGAAGACUUAAAUGCAGUGGAUUCAGCUCAGCCACACAGCUCUUCACAGGACACUUCAAAUAAGGUUUCUACUGAAUUUGAAGAGUUAAUAGCUAAUUUGAAGAUCUCCAAAGGAGGUGGGACUCUGCCAUCUCAGACCAAAGACCAGAUCCACACCACUGAAGAGCCUCUGUCUCCACAAUCAUUUGCAAUGAAGGGAACGCUGAUGCUGAAGGAGAUGUUAAAGAUUGACGGCUCCAGCUCUGCUGAUUCUGAGAAGGUCAAGCCCUCACCCGUUGAGCCUGUAGCCUCAGCCACCACUACCAGCUACCAGCCUAGGAGGAGGCCAAGUAAAAAGCUAGCUGCACACAUCAACAAGCCAAAUGUCCCUGGUGUUGCACAGCAUGGCCCUGGAGCAGAUAAGCCCGGACAGUGCCUGCCUCCUCAUCAGCCCCUGAUUCCUACUGUGGCCUCUGAGCUCUCCCGCAUUUGUCUGGGCUUGGGAAUGUCAGUGCCAGAGUUCGCCUUCCUCAGAACACCACAGGGAAUGACAAUCUGUCAGGUGAAGCUGUCUAAUGGGCUUCUUGUACAUGGGCCUCAGUGUCAGUCUGAAAGCGAAGCCAAGGAAAAAGCGGCCUUGUUCGCUUUGCAACGACUGAACUCUGUCGGUUCAGGUUUCCCUUUGGCACAGCCCAUGUUCUCCGGUAUGCAACAGAUGAGAGCAACUCUCCCAUCUGGCCCUGUUCACUCUGUGUUCGGCCAGCCCCCAGGGAAUCUGUUGAUGCAUCCUCCUGCUCACGGAUACGGACCCCUGCACUGGGGGGCUCCGGUUCAGAUGCAGGGGCAAGCCUUCUAUCAGGGCACGUAUCCUGGGGCAAGACCACCAGCUCCUGCCGUUCCCAUUGGGACACAUAACCAGUUUGUGCCACUUCAGGUCACUAAGAAAAGAGCCGCUGGCAAGAAGAAUCUUGAAGCCAGGGAGUAUUACAACUCUCAGUACGUAAGAUCUCAGAAGAGCGAGCAGACCGUCAAACCUGAAGCGUGUGACCCUUCUUUCCAGCGGAUCACGGCUCCACCUGCCACUGUGACGCCUAGUCAGACCCCUCCAACCUCCCAGGAACCCCAAGAAAGAUCCACUUCCUCUACCCUGAAACAGAACCCCAAUCCCCAGACUACCGGCUCUUCUGCAAAACGGAAACCUAGGAAACUGGCUGUAAACUUCGAUGCAGCUAAGGUUUCUGACUGAGAAUUUCUGGCACCUGAAUUGAUUUUUCACAAAUCUUCGUUCUACCCAAGAGGAAGAAAAAUGAACUCCACCCAGGCUAUUUUGACAAAAGCUCUAUAUUAUUUGUAUGACUUUCUAUUUACAAGCCAUUCACUUUUCUUUGUAGUACGCUUUAUUUGAUUCAGGGCAGCAAAAAGAACAAUAUUUUAGAAGUGGUCUCUUUUUGCACCAGGUCACCAGCUGUGUGUACUGUUACUGAUUUUUACAAUAUCUGUUUUAUUAUUUACUCUCCCAGUGCAAUAAGAUUUUAAAUGGCACUGUACAAGAUUAACCCUUAAUAAUGUUAAGGCAAUACUGGCAAAAUGACAGUUACCAUCUUCAGUUAAAGAUUUCUCCUCAUGGUCUGACUUUUAAAGUUUUUAUUUUAAGUGGACGUGUGUUCGUUUGGCUCAUCCAAGUGAGGAGUCAUGGCUAGGUCUGUAUAAAAAAAUAAGCUGACAGAAACUUGAUCUCUGUUGAACAGUUGGUCUCAGACGUAACUUAAAUUCAGAAUUUUGUUUAGACAUAUGUAUAGCAGGAACAGGAAGCAUUAGGGUCUCCCCUUCUCUGUCACAAUCUGCAUGUGUAAUUGUAAAGAAACGUUUCCUUAAUGUAUUAAAAGGAAAGGUUCAGACAUGGUUCAUACAAGGUGUGCAUUAAAAAGUGUUUGGUUUAGUUUCCCUGUGCCCUCUAUCUUAACCCAUAACCAAAUUUAAUUAUGCUUACAUAUUGCUUUCAGUAGUUUAUCAUUAUUUUUAUCAUGUAUGUUAAAUGCUGUCAUUUUUAAUAUCACGCUGGAGUAAAACUGGGAGAGUUUUUUGAAUGCCUCCUGUUUUUAAUGAAAUCACAAUUUUGUAAUUGGUCAUUUUAAAAUCCUUUGUGUGUGAUAGAGGCAAUGAAUUAUAUUUGGAAUAUGUUUUUAAAAUAUUCUUAUGAAAUGAUUUCUUUAAACUUCUUUUGUUGUGGAGAAGUUUUUUUGUUUUUGCUUUAGAUUUCUGCACCAGUACUCUUCACCUCCUAAAAUAAAUGCUGCUUUAGGGAAUGCACAGUCCAGAAAAGGCAGGGAUUCCUGUUUUGAGAUGUGCAUUUCUAAAUAAAAUCUAUGUAAAUCGUAUGUUAAUAAAAUAUGGUAACAAAGCACUUUCCAUUGGAAUUGAAUGUACAUCAAAGUAAUCAAUCUUUUGUUACUCAUUUUGUUUGAUUAAAAAAUAAAGAUUUCAUAGAUGAGA
Molecule: messenger RNA, 6877 nt
Organism: Lepisosteus oculatus (spotted gar)
Lineage: Eukaryota; Metazoa; Chordata; Actinopteri; Semionotiformes; Lepisosteidae
Gene: xrn1
Product: 5'-3' exoribonuclease 1
Biological process (GO): nuclear-transcribed mRNA catabolic process
Molecular function (GO): 5'-3' exonuclease activity; nucleic acid binding
Source: RefSeq, a predicted model, not a curated record